Molecule: messenger RNA, 2310 nt
Organism: Ricinus communis (castor bean)
Lineage: Eukaryota; Viridiplantae; Streptophyta; Magnoliopsida; Malpighiales; Euphorbiaceae
Product: serine carboxypeptidase-like 18
Exons: 12
Coding region: 558-1829 (423 amino acids)
Biological process (GO): secondary metabolic process; proteolysis
Molecular function (GO): serine-type carboxypeptidase activity; acyltransferase activity, transferring groups other than amino-acyl groups
Source: RefSeq, a predicted model, not a curated record
AUCAAAUUUAGAUAGGUCAAAUUUUAUACGAAUUAAAUGGAAUUUUUGAUUUAGAAUUAGACUAGUCUACUAUCUCUAGUGAUAUAUAUUUACUAAAUGCUAACAAUAGCUUUCUACAAAACAAAAAGAGACUAAACACUUAAGGUCUAAUUUGAAUAAUAAAAACAUUUACUUUAGAAAUAAAAUAUCUCGAAAAAUGACUAGUCUUAGCAUGCAGUGUCCUCCCAUGAAUAAAAAAAAGAAUGUUUCACACCCAACUUGGAGUCAAUCGGGCUUGUCAUUCCUGAAAGGGGAGUUUCCAUAAAACUACCAUCGAUAAACCGUCAAGCAAAAAGAACGAAAAACUAAAAAGAAGAAAAAUACUAGCUGGUUGCAUUAAGAAUAACUGGUGGGUCAAGUACAAGGAUAUGUAGAACAACGUGUCACACACACAUAAUACAUUCAUAUAUAUAUUCACCAGUUAAUCACAACUCUGGCCAUUCACUUAAGUUUCUGGAAAAAGGAAAAAGAAAAGAAGAAGAAGAAGAAGAAGAAGAAGAAAGAGCAGAGAAAAAGAAAUGGGGAUUUUUGUUAGUCUGAUUUGUUUACAUGUAUUUCUUGUGUUAUAUCUCUUCUCUCACAUUACUGUCUCACAAAGAGUUGUGACCUCUCUGCCUGGUUUUGAUGGCCAGCUUCCAUUUUAUCUAGAAACUGGGUACAUUGGCGUAGGUAAAUUCAAUGAGUCGCAGCUGUUUUACUAUUUUGUAAAGUCCCAGAGGAGUCCUGCAUUAGACCCUCUUGUUCUUUGGAUCAGCGGUGGCCCUGGCUGCUCCUCUCUCACUGCCUUCAUAUACGAAAAUGGCCCAAUAAUUUUCAAUUACUCCAACUACAAUCCAGGUUUGCCAUCCCUACAGUUGAACCCUUCUGCAUGGACACAGGGCCUCAAUAUAAUAUAUCUGGAUGCACCAGUAGGCACUGGAUUCUCUUACUCAACCACCCAAGAAAAUUACCAUGUUGAUGACCAGAACUCUACAGCUCAAAUUUAUGAGUUUUUACGAAAGGGAUAUGUACUUGGGAACCCAAAGACAGAUUAUUUUCUGGAUUUAAAUGCAAGAGUCCCAUUUGCUCAUAGAUUGACACUCAUAUCAGAUCAAAUCUAUCAGGAUGCCAAGGAAUAUUGCCACGGGGAUUAUGUAAAUAUAAACCCAAGCAACACCAACUGUGUUUCAGCUAUGAAUGCGUUUUACGAGAUGACUCGUGACAUAUGUAUUAUUCAAGUACUUGAGCCUAAUUGCCAAAUUGCAAGGCCAAGAACAAAGGGUGCACAAGGAAGAAGGACACUGGAUGAGGAGGAUCUCCAAGAUCUUAAUAUUUCAGGACUGAAUAAAAGCGCAUAUUGGUGCCGGAGUUAUUACUAUGUGCUGUCUGAUAUCUGGGCUAAUAAUAAAAGAGUUCGAGAGGCUCUUCAUGUCAGAGAGGGCACAACUGGGGUUUGGACGAGAUGCAAUUUCAGCGUAGCCUACACAAAGUCAGUGACAAGUACAAUUGAUUAUCACAAAUACUUCAGCAAGCAAAACCUUCGAGCUCUGGUGUACAGUGGUGAUCACGACAUGAAUAUUCCCCACAUUGCCACACAGAAUUGGAUUCAUAUGCUCAAUUUGAGCAUCAAUGAAUACUGGCGGCCAUGGUUUGUGAAUGGUCAGGUUGCUGGCUAUACAGAGAAGUACAAGAAUGGUGAUUAUACUUUGGUAUUUGCUACUGUUAAGGGUGCGGGUCACGAUGCUCCAGAGUAUAAGCCAACCGAAUGUUAUGCCAUGGUUGAUCGUUUCUUUGCUUAUUUUCCUCUUUAACUAAGGGCAAAAUCUAUCUCAAUUAUUCAAUUUUAUUUUAUGUUUGAUUGCAUUCUAAAAUACAUUUGUAUCUUUAUUUGUAUUUAUAUAUUUUAAUAUUUUUUUUAAAAGCGUGUAUACAAACGCCAUUAGUAGUAAAUAAAUUGUAUUUACUAUUGAGGUCAGAAUUUUAGCCUCAAUUUCUAUUUUAUAUUAUUUUGAAAUUUUAAAAUUAUUUUUAUCACAAUUUGAUAAAUUGAUAUUUUUCUUAAAAACAUGUCUAAAAAGAGUAGUUUAGGAAAAUAAAAUAAAUAAAAAAAAUUCCAAACAUGUAUUUUGAACACCCAAUAACAAUUAUAAAAAAACCGCGUCAACAAAAUACCGUAUAUUUCAACUUUAAUUCAUUGGCUAUUUUAUUAUUCUAAAAAUCCCUUAACUUAUAAAUUUUAAUUAAUUAAGCCCUAAAGGUUUUAUAUAAUGUUUUGUUAUAAUUUUUAUAUUC